Andrographis paniculata is the source of this 2054-nucleotide messenger RNA. RefSeq names its product BTB/POZ domain-containing protein At2g46260-like. The record is from RefSeq and is a predicted model, not a curated record. The transcript is spliced from 6 exons. Gene Ontology annotation, biological process: response to red light. Gene Ontology annotation, cellular component: nucleus. Lineage: Eukaryota; Viridiplantae; Streptophyta; Magnoliopsida; Lamiales; Acanthaceae. Gene Ontology annotation, molecular function: protein binding. Bases 209 to 1825 code for a protein of 538 amino acids.
CAUAGUUUAAACCCUCCAGAAGCAAACUCCAGAAAAAUCGUCUCUUUCUCCUUGAAUCUUUCUCUGUCGUUACUUCUGCUUCGCUUCUCAAUUCUUCAGGAAACGUCCACAAUCUUGCGUUUCUGGUUUGAUGAGCUAAAUUUCUUGUACAAGAAGGUUGCCGUGGCUCGGUCAAUUGUCGAAUUUCGAUCGGUUUCGUCCAAAAGCGAUGCUAAUGGAGUCGUCGAGUGCUUCGCAGUACACCGGCUCGCUGGACUUUGGUUUCGCCUUUGAUGAUGCCAAUUUCUCCGACAGGACGCUUCGGAUCGAGAUUUUGCAGGAGUUGCCGGGGCCCAAACCUGACCAGGACGAUAUCCAUCACGAUUUGGCGCGCAAUCGGAAGCGCCGCCGUGGUGACGCCCUAGCCAAUGCUGAAGAAACAACUGGUCAGUGUGACGAGCGUGGAUUGAAUUACAGAAAUUUGGCAUUAGAAGAUCUGGAUGCUCAUGAAAACCAAGAGGAUGAAGCUGCAGAAAUGAUUGAUGAAUCACCUGUGGUUGCAGAAAUAGCAACAAAGCAAUCAGUAGGUCAUGAAGCUGCGGAGAACGAUGAAUUUUUCAGCAUGGACUAUUCGCCGUCUCAGGUUAAGACCAUUCACAUCAGCUCUCCAAUUUUGGCUGCAAAAAGCCCAUUUUUCUACAAGUUGUUUUCAAAUGGCCCGAGAGAAUCAGAUCAGCGAGAGGUUACUCUACAAAUCCAAGCUUCAGAGGAAGAUGCCUUCAUGGAUUUGCUAAAGUUCAUGUACAGCAAUACACUAUCAAGAACUACACCGUCGACUUUAUUGGAUGUUUUGUUGGCUGCUGACAAGUAUGAAGUUGAGUCAUGCGUGAGAUUCUGCACCAUAUCAUUGUGCAAAAUACCAAUGACAGUUGAAUCCGCGUUGCGUUAUUUGGAGCUUCGUCCGAAACUCCUAAGGGGCAAUGCAGUUAUUCCCCUGGUCGACGCUGCCCGGUUCUUUCUUGCUGCCAGUUACCAAGAUUUAACCAAAUUUCAGGAUGAAGUUUUGAACUUGCCGUUACCCGGGCUCGAGGCGGUCUUACUAAGCAACACGUUGCAAGUAGCUUCGGAGGACGCCGUAUACGACCUUGUCCUAAAAUGGGCGCGGAUCCAUUACCCGAAUCCGGAAGAAAGACGCGAUGUCCUAAGCCUACAUCUCCGGCGCUUCAUCCGUUUCCCGUGCAUGACGACCCGAAAGCUGCGAAAGGUCUUGACCUGCGGCGACAUCUGCCCCGACCUCGCGUCGAAGGUCGUCCUCGACGCGCUCUUCUUCAAGGCCGAGGCGCCGAAACGGCAGUGCCUCGGCGACGGCCCGUACCGCCGUUUCGUCGAGCGGGCGUACAAGUACCGUCCCGUCAAGGUCGUCGAGUUCGAAUCACCCCACCAGUCGUGCGUCGUGUACCUCGACCUCAAGCGCGGGGAGAUCGAGCAGCUGUUCCCGUCGGGCCGGGUUUACUCGCAGGCCUUUCAUUUGGGUGGGCAAGGGUUCUUCCUGUCGGGGCAUUGCAACAUGGACCAGCAGAACGCGUUCCAUUGCUUCGGGCUGUUCCUCGGCAUGCAGGAAAAGGGGUCCGUCUCGUUCGCCGUCGAGUACGAAUUCGCGUCGAGGAUCAAGCUCAACGAACAGUUCGUGUGCAAGUACAAGGGGAACUAUACGUUCACCGGAGGCAAGGCCGUCGGGUACCGUAACCUUUUCGGGCUCCCGUGGGCGGCGUUUGUCGCAGACGACAGCCCUUAUUUUAUCAACGGCGUCCUCCAUCUCCGAGCGGAGCUUGUCGUGAGGAAGUAAGUAAUCCGGCCCGGCGUUACGAGGUAUGUAUGUUUUCGAAAUUUUUCGGCGUUUUCGAGUCGGGGAAAUAUCAAACGUAAUGUAGAUUGGGUCGUGUCGGGUCGGGUUUGGGGGGUAGGGUGUACAUAGUUUUGUUACUUGGGGUGGGUAGUUGGUUAUGUAGAAGGGGUUGGAAAAACUUAGCCCUAAUGUUCUUGUGCUUAUUGUUAUAUUAUGGGAUUUUAUUUCU